Momordica charantia (bitter melon) is the source of this 1464-nucleotide messenger RNA. Its product is annotated as U-box domain-containing protein 21. The record is from RefSeq and is a predicted model, not a curated record. Gene Ontology annotation, molecular function: ubiquitin protein ligase activity. NCBI's taxonomy places the organism in Eukaryota, Viridiplantae, Streptophyta, Magnoliopsida, Cucurbitales, Cucurbitaceae. Gene Ontology annotation, biological process: protein ubiquitination.
CCCACACACCCUUUCACAUAUAACAUAUAAUAUAUAUACUAUCUUCCCUCGCUCUCUUCACUCCGCUCUCGAUCUAUCUAUCUAUCUAUAGGAAUUGUUCUCGGCUGAUAUGAUUUCUUCCUGGAGACGACGGAGGGCGACUCGGCAGAGGGAGGUUGAGGGCCGGGGGGCGGUGGAGCUGACGAUCCCGACCCACUUCCGGUGCCCGAUAUCGCUCGACUUGAUGAAGGAUCCGGUGACUUUGUCGACCGGGAUCACGUACGAUCGAGCCAGCAUUGAGACUUGGAUUGAAGGGGGCAACUUCAGCUGCCCCAUCACCAACCAGCCGUUGGUGAGUCUUGACCCCAUUCCCAAUCACAACAUUAGGAAGAUGAUCCAAGAUUGGUGCGUUGACAAUAGGGCUUAUGGGAUUGAGAGGAUUCCCACGCCGAGAGUUCCCCUCAGCUCGGUCCAGCUGCUCGAGAUUCUCUCGAAGAUCACGGCCGCGACGCGGCGGGGGGAUGCGGAGGAAUGCCAAUCCUUGGUGGAGAGGAUCAAGAGGCUGGGGAAGGAAAGCGAGCGCAACAAGAAAUGCAUUAUCGCCAAUGGAACAGGCCACGUGUUGGCAUCUGCAUUCGAAGUAUUUUCAAGACCGGAAACGUUCGAGAAGAGCAACGAGGUUUUGGCAGAAGUGUUAUCCGCGAUCGCCACCGUCUUCCCCCUACAAGAAGAAGCCAUUAAACACCUCAAAUCCGAAGCUUCAUUGCAAUCCCUUGUUUGGUUUUUGAAAGGAGGAGACUUAUCAGGAAGAAGAAGCUCAGUUUUGGUAUUGAAAGAGAUCAUUUCAUCAUACCCAGAAAAAGUAACCGAGUUGGCUGAAAUCCAAGGAGCCUUAGAGGGUUUUGUGAAGCUAAUAAAGGAGCCCAUUUGCCCAUCUUCAAGAAAAGCCUCACUUCUCAUAACAUAUCACGCCAUAGCCUCUUCCUCCAAUCCAGAGAGGUUCACAAAGGCCCUUUUGCAAAUGGGGUUCGUCUCCUUGCUUCUCGAGACGCUCGUCGAUGCGGAGAGAAGCGUGUGCGAGAGGGCGUUGGGAGCCUUCGAUGGCAUUUGUGAGAGCAAAGAAGGAAGAGAAGAGGUGUACGGGCACGCGCUGACGAUGCCCGUGAUAGUGAAGAAGAUACUUAGGGUUUCGGAUGUGGCGACCGAGAUAUCGGUGGCCAUUGUUUGGAAGCUUGUAAAGCAUGAGAGUAGGGAAGAUGGAGGAGUUAAAGUAGAAGCACUUCAAGUGGGAGCGUUUCAGAAGCUUUUGCUAUUGUUGCAAGUUGGUUGUAGUGAAUGGACAAAGGAGAAAGCAACUGAGUUGUUGAAACUGUUGAAUGGUCUUCAUAGGGAUAGGUUAGAAUGUAUUGAAUCUUUGGAUUUUAAGGACCUCAAAAGGCCCUUUUGAUUGAGAAAAAUGGAGAAAUUAUUUGAGUGUUUGUAUGA